Racocetra fulgida is the source of this 1374-nucleotide messenger RNA. The record is from the annotation of a GenBank genome assembly. NCBI's taxonomy places the organism in Eukaryota, Fungi, Glomeromycota, Glomeromycetes, Diversisporales, Gigasporaceae.
AUGCCUUUGAAUCCAGUGUUAGAACAACAAGAAAUAGAACUUGCAGCAGAUUUGAAAGAUGGGAAAUGUUGUAUCUUUACAGGCGCUGGCGUAGCUUCCGCUAUUAUCCACCUUGAUCCAGUUCUUACUAAAGGAAGUGCCAAGACUAUUAAGUCAACUGUCGGAAUAUUUGAAAAAAAUCAAGGCCAAUUAUCUGCUGCAAUUAAAGCUGUUGAAGACGCUAUUUACGACCGAAAAGAAUUUUCACAAAAUAAGUCAAUUUUCCAAAAUACUGAUACUGACGAUAAAGAAAGACUUUUUUCGGAAAUUAAUGUUGAGAUUCAAAGAACUAAAUUUAGUAUUGAACGUAUUUACGAUGCAUUACCUCAAACAAAGUCCAAAGAAACUAAAAUGAGGAGAGAAUAUUUUGACCUUUUAAAAAAAGCUGCAAUAACUCCGUGGGGGAAAGGGUCCGCAAUUAAAGAAUCAACGGAACUCCUCACACAACUUAUCAACAAAAUGAAUGAAAAUUUAGGUUCUAAGUCAGUCAAACAAAGGAUUGACCAAUUAGAACAGGAGAUUACCAAUAAUCAAGAUGAAAAAGCAAAAGAAAAGUUGAAAUGCACCACUGAGAAAGAUGUAUAUGCUACAGAAUUCAAUAAAGAUUUUCAAUUAACAUUAGCUGGUGUACUUUCUGUAAAUGACGAUAUUUUGAAUACAACUUUUAGACAUCUUACUGAACUUGUACUUAGUCCAUUAAAGUCAAACCCACAUUCUCCUUUAGCCAAGGCAUUGGAUAUAAUAUGUGAAAAAAACGUGCUUUUAACUUCAAACUACGAUACAUUCUUGGAGAGCGCAUUAUUUCGUAAUGCAUUGGAUUAUAUGGAAGACUUAGCCGACUCAAAUCAAUUAGAUUUCUUAAUCCCAAAUGAUUUUACAGAUGAUUUGAAUUUUCACAAUCGUUAUGUUAUUCAUAUUCAUGGUCUUUACUAUGAUAAAGGAACCUUCGUUAUAUCUGAAGAAGAGUAUAAAAAUACCAUUAACUCAUUCGCAAAAUUUAUGAAAACAGUAAUUCUAGAUAAGAGGCGAUCUUUAGUAUUUAUUGGAGUUAGUGCAGAUGGUUGGACGGACUGGCAUAUGGCUUAUUUAUUCAAUGAAUUGGCUAACAUGAAUGACAGAGAUAGCCACCCUCAUCACUAUUGGGUUGUGGUGAGAGGGACUGAAUUUCCUAAGGAAGAUGACUUCUCAGAAUUAUCAAAACAAGAAGAACGAAAGAUUACUCUGGAUUAUGUUAAGAAAAAAGUUAAACCUGUUGUUUAUGGUGAUUCUUAUGACGAUUUACCUCCUUAUCUGAUAUAUCUUUCAAAUUUAAAACAAAAACCCGUGGCUAAAUAA